UCAGGCUGAUGUUGAACACCAGGACUUGAUGACCCUAAGCAAAGCUCCAAUUAGUUCUGUCAUCAGCUACUUCAUGCUAACAUCCGGCCAAGUGAUCCCUCUUCCUCCUGCUCCCAAGUACUUGCAAGAAGAUGAUUUAACCCUAGAAUGCCGGCAACUUCUGCCUUCACUUCCUCGGGAACCCGGCUGGAUUGCGUCGAGCCUCUAUCAAUACCAGGGCUUCUGGUACGCGUCCCGUCAGCUGCAAGAAGUCCUGGAAUGCCAACAACACUUCCAAGCUCGCGACUCGGACGUUCUCCUUGUCACCACUCCCAAAUCCGGCACCACUUGGCUUAAGGCUAUCGUGUUCGCUAUAGUGAACCGGGAGGCUUUCCCUCCUGCAGCCGCCGAGCACCACCCCUUGCUCGUAAACAAUCCUCAUGACCUCGUACCCUUCUUGGAACGGAAGUUCUACGUCGACAAAAAUGUCCCGGAUCUCGCCUCAUUGGCGUCUCCGAGGCUGCUUUCGACCCAUUUGCCAAACUCAUCUCUUCCAGAAUCUGUCAAGAGCUCGGCUUGCAAGCUUGUAUAUCUAUGCAGGAACCCUAUGGACACUUUUGUUUCGCUUUGGCACUUCACAAACGAGCUAAGGCCCAAGAAUCUUGGGGACCAUUCGCUUGAAGACAGCUUUGAUAGGUUUUGCAGGGGAGCGAGCCUUUGUGGACCCUUUUGGGACCAUGUACUAGGUUAUUGGGAGGAAAGCUUGGAAAAGCCCCAGAAAGUGCUUGUUUUGACGUACGAGGAGAUGAAAGAAAAUCCCAACCUUUACGUGAGGAAACUGGCUGAGUUUCUGGGCUGCCCAUUUUCCCAGGAAGAAGACGCAUCGGGGCUAGUAGAUGAGGUUGUGAAACUCUGUAGUUUUGGCAACUUGAGUAAUCUGGAGGUGAACAAGAACGGGAAGUUGUCGUCUGGGGUGGAGAAUAGAGUGUUUUUCCGACGGGGAGAGGUGGGCGACUGGAAGAAUUUAUUGACGGCGGAGAUGUUAGACACGAUGGAGAAGAUCAGCGAGGAGAAGUUGGGGAAAUCGGGGAUGAAAUUCCGUGUUUCUUAAUUAGGACAUAGUCUAUGGUACUAUAUAACGUAAAAUAAUGUUAAAUAAUGAAUAAUAUUAAAAAUUAUGACUAAUCUUAUUAAGUCAUGUUCACAU
Molecule: messenger RNA, 1186 nt
Organism: Diospyros lotus (date-plum)
Lineage: Eukaryota; Viridiplantae; Streptophyta; Magnoliopsida; Ericales; Ebenaceae
Product: cytosolic sulfotransferase 12-like
Exons: 1
Coding region: 29-1090 (353 amino acids)
Biological process (GO): sulfation
Cellular component (GO): cytoplasm
Molecular function (GO): sulfotransferase activity
Source: RefSeq, a predicted model, not a curated record